AUGGAUCAGACCACUUCGGUUCUUACCGAGAACAAAAAGUCUGAGCCUGCCACUGAUCGAUCAGCAAUCACCAAGAUCAACACCAUCGAUACCCCCAAAGAUCAAAAGAAGUCCUGUAAGAAACAUGCAGCAACCUCCAAACGAAAAGUGAAACACACCUUAAAAGCGAAGCAAUCAGAAUCAAGUGAAAGCAGCUCAAGUUCUUCCUCCGAAUCAUCUGACCUAUCCUCCGCCAGUGACGACUCCUCCACCGAGUCGGAUAGUGACUCCUCAAGCGACUCUCCAGCUGAGAAGAAGCUGAAAGUCAAGAAGUUGAAAGCGAAACUCAAGGCGCAGUCUAAGCUUCUGAAGAAGCAGAAGAAAGCGAGAAAGAGAGCCGCAGCCAAGGCCGCCGCGGCAGAAGAGGAAAAAAGUGAUAUCUCAGACAGUGAUUUUGUUGAAGAGCCCCCGCCAAAAGCUAAAGUCUCCAAGCUCAAAUCUGCAAGGAAAGCUGGAAAGAAGGCUAGAGACGAUGACGACUCAGAUCAUAUCGAAUAUGAGGAGGACCCCAACUCGGCCCGAUUGAGAACCAUGAAGGCUCAAUUGGAAGAUCUCCGGUUUGCAAAUGCACACCCUCCAGCCUUGGGUUUAGGUCGAGGUCGAGGUCAGAUCAACCCAGUUGUCAACAGAAUGCCUGUUCCUCUUAAGCACAGAAGUGGUAUCGAAGAGCGUGCUCUGGUCAAGGAAAUCAAGCCACCAAAACACAAGCAGAAAAUCGCCAAACGUGCCUCCAAGGUUGCAUACAAACGUGUGGAUCAGCUCUGGGACCAGGGCAUUCAUAACUUCAAGCUAACUGAAACUGCAAAGAACACAGGAGAAGCCGUUUGGGAUCAGUACAUCUUCACUGUUCGUCGCAAAUUCGAUUGGGAGCAAAAAUACCAGGGUACCAUUGUUGAUAUCAAAUCAAAACCCCUGAAAGACUCUCUCCAACACAUCAUGGCACAUGUGAAAGGUGUCAGUCUGGUGGGGGAGACUCUUCACAUGGACCCAAAUAUGCUGUUCCUUCAUUUGGAAGAGAUGAGAGAAUACGCCGAUACCCUGGAUCAAUCAGCAACCACUCGAAAGCGCAAAGAAAAGAAAGAUCUCACAACUCAGGCACAGCAUUUACGGGUCAUGGUUAGGUACCUUGACAAGGACUUUGCGGAAACCAAGAAGACUCUCUAUCCCAUGCUGGAGAACAACCAGAUCACAUUUGAUCUUCUAUGGGCUUUAUUCAAACCCAAUGCAAUUGCAUAUUGCUCAACCUAUGGUGAUAGUGAAGAAGGUCGUGCCUUCAAAAUUGACUUUGCAACCAAAGAAUCAAACUUCAUGAAGGGUUCAUGGUACAAUGUCGAGGGAAGAUAUCUUGAGUAUGACGGCAAAUCAUUUGGUAUGGGAACACUACAUACCGAAGUUCAAUCCUUUCAAGGCGUCCGCAAGAUCUCGUCCUUGGAAUGCUUUCCACUUCAGUAUCACAAAGAUGCCGAGGAGGUUCGUGAACACCUCAUUGAACGUGGCAAGAAGUUCGUUCAACUUCAAGGCAUGAAUUAUCGCUAUCACAAAGGCAUGGCAUAUGCCAAGCGCAAGAAGCAGAUCCUGAAGAUUCAUAUCGACGGCAGAAUCAUGGUCGACCCCGCAAUUCAUCGUCGCAUCAAUCCUAAUUAUCCGGUCAGUACCGUCAAGAAAGAUUCUCUUGAGGGAAACAACGGGGAUGAUUCAGAUGGCGAUUGUGGGUGUGGUGAGGCAAGUAGCUCGGACGAAGGAGCCAACAAUCAGAACACACCAUCCGAGGAUACAAUCCAAGAGAGGAAACGUUUCAAAGCAGUCAAAAUGCCCAAUGGUCAAACAGUCAUUGUUGUGGUCAACUCGAAGAAUGACCCUGAUGCUGAUGCAGACUCAUCUCGCGCCAUUCAGAAACAAGACAGUCAUGAAUUCUCCGAGGAAGAACUCUUGAUUGCAAGCCCUAUUGUCCUUGGCUUUGCUUUCGGAGAGAAAUUAUGGCUCGAAUUCACUGUAUCAGGCAUCUCCGACAUCGUCUACAAUGAAGAUGCUUUCGAUACCCUAGUCCUUCCUGAGAAUCAAAAGGAUAUCAUCAAAGCCUUGGUGUCAAGCCAUGCCUUCCACGCCCACAAGAGUAUUGAUGAUAUCAUCUCUGGUAAAGGUCGUGGUCUGGUUGCCGUACUUCAUGGGAGACCUGGUACUGGUAAGACACUUACGGCCGAAGGGAUUGCUGAUCUCCUGAAAUGCCCACUCUACAUGGUAUCAGCUGGUGAUCUUGGGACAGAUCCUACGCGAUUGGAAAAGGAAUUGCAAAAUAUUCUUGAUAUUGCGCACAGUUGGGGUGCUAUUUUGUUACUCGAUGAAGCUGAUGUUUUUCUCGAGCAACGUUCCAUUCACGAUAUUCAUCGCAAUGCCCUGGUCAGUAUCUUUUUGCGCUUGCUCGAAUACUUCCAAGGAAUCUUGUUCUUGACAACCAAUCGGGUGGAGACUUUUGAUUCUGCCUUUGUGUCCAGAAUUCAUUUGUCUCUCCGAUUCCAAGAUCUGACAGUCAAAGCCAAACGCACUGUCUGGAAAUUGUUCAUUGAUCGAGUUAGGCAACAGGAGGGUAUGGAAGUCCAAAAUAUCAAUGAUAGCGAUCUAUCUGAUUUGGCUCGACGAGAUGUGAAUGGUCGACAAAUCAAAAAUCUGGUCCGUGCAGCACAGGCAUUGGCUAUCCAUGAAGAGAAACCGUUGAGUAUGGUUCACAUUCGUCGUGUCAUUGAUGUUGCUGAAAGCUUCGAAAACGAUCUCAAAGGUGGUACAGGCUUUACCGAUGCUAUGAGAAGUUACAAUUGA
Molecule: messenger RNA, 2853 nt
Organism: Exophiala bonariae
Lineage: Eukaryota; Fungi; Ascomycota; Eurotiomycetes; Chaetothyriales; Herpotrichiellaceae
Exons: 2
Coding region: 1-2853 (950 amino acids)
Molecular function (GO): ATP binding; ATP hydrolysis activity
Source: RefSeq, a predicted model, not a curated record